Lates calcarifer (barramundi perch) is the source of this 2535-nucleotide messenger RNA. Its product is annotated as dysbindin. Gene Ontology annotation, cellular component: cytoplasm. Gene Ontology annotation, biological process: negative regulation of protein kinase activity. Lineage: Eukaryota; Metazoa; Chordata; Actinopteri; Centropomidae. The record is from RefSeq and is a predicted model, not a curated record. Bases 493 to 1131 code for a protein of 212 amino acids. The transcript is spliced from 4 exons.
UUCAUUGUCGCCACUUGGUACAGGCCACUGUGCCGUAGCCCACUAUCACUCUCCCCCCCGUCCCUAAGCUGCACAGCUCCCUACAACCCGACUGAGCCUGUCUGACAGAGAAAACAAGACAGUGUGUAUGUGUGAGUCUGUGUGUGUGUGUGACACAGAGAGGCAGCUGAGAUGAGAGUGUGAAGCAGUGAGAGGGAAAACCUAGAAAGAACAGCAAAGGCAAUCAGAAAGAGGGGGGGGGGGCGUCAGCAAACACAGCAAAAAGGCAGAGCAGAGUAGAAGAAAGAGAGGAGAAGAGAAGACGGGAGGUGGAGGAAGGGUAAUGUAAAUCUACUGUCUUUGGUGCCAGAGUCAAGAGAUGCAAUGACUAGAUGACCAGCCACUACACACACCAGCAUCCUGUCCUGGAGCCUUGACAGGAGGGGACAAGAUAAAAUUCACACACACUCUAAGGCAAACACUCUCUUCAACCAAUCCCACAUCUACUGGAUCAUGUCGUCUACUGGGUCAACCAACCACAACAAACGACUGGCAUCGGAGACAGACAACUCUCAGAGGGUGUUAGACAAUGAUUCUGCCCAGCACCUGAGGAUGAGGGAGAGACAGCGCUUUUUUGAAGAGGUCUAUCAGCAUGAUGUUGACAACUACCUGCCGUCUACUCACCUGCAGAUCGACUGCAGGAAACCUCCUAUGGGCAGUAUCUCAUCUAUGGAAGUGAAUGUGGAUGUCCUAGAGCAGAUGGACCUGAUGGACAUAUCCGACCAGGAGGCUCUCGAUGUGUUUCUCAACUCAGGCACUGGAGCAGGCGAGGGAGUGCCGGCAUCCCCAUUACCAGAGUGUGAGGAUGAAGACGAAGAUGAGGAGGAUGAGGAUGCAGAGGUUGUCUACAGGGAGCGUGCGCCUCUAAAACGGCAAAAUGAAGUUCGCAGCGGCUCAAAGUCUCGCAUGUCCUCCACGUCAUCUGGCUCCAGCAACACCAGUGGGGCCGGAGCUGACACACCUGUGAUCCAGUCAGAUGACGAGGAGGUCCACGCCGACACUCUGCUGCUGACCUCUGUUCCCCAAACCAGGGAUGAAGAAUCAGAGGAGGAAGAUGAGGAGGAGAGGUGCCUUGCAACUAAAUCCUCAUGAAGACUGAAUUUUACUCUGUGUAGAGAUACACAGAGAAGGCAAAGGUGUCUGAGAUCUCGCUCUCUUUCUCACUUCUCUGUCUCUCUACAUUUGCAUUCCUUUCUUUAGGGGAGAACCCUAGCAUGGUCGACCUGGCUGUGAUUUGUUGUGUCUUUUGAAUGUUUUCCUGAGUACCUUGGAUUUUGUCUUUACAAGUUAAAGCCUACUGUAUUUUUCCUAGUAUCUAUUAAAUACUCUUUGCUUUCUUUUGAAGUUACGCAGUGUCCUGAUAUUUUAUGCAAAUUGUGUGAUUCAUAUACCUCCCAUGCCCCAACAUGUUUUGGCAGCGACAGAACACUUAUCAGUUCUGGUUUUGUUUCUUUUAUUACCAGAGGCAAAUCUCCCUCAUGCCCAUCUUGUGACUUGAAAUCACAGGUGCUGAACAGCCAUGUGAAACCUGAGAGUUCCAGUGCAUCUUUCCUUAGACUUUCUAGGUAAAAACCCCAGUGAGAGAAAGAAAAAACAUACUGUAGUACCUGAACAAAUGCAGACACGUACAAAGAAAAGGGAAAUCCAUGGCACCUUUAAAUUCUAAUUAAACCUUUUAAACUUUUACUAUGACUACUAUUUUGAUUACCUUGGAUUUUCCUUUCAUUUAUUGCCAUGUAGAUUACAAAAGAAGACACCCUCAGAGGAGCUACCAGACCUUCGUAUGAAUACAAGAUCUGCUCUGUGACAUGGUUCACAUCAAGUUUAGUGAGCUAUUUAGUCUAUUGUUCCAUGAUUAUGCUGUCAGUUUUUUGUGAAAAUGGCUUUUAAGUGAGCAUUUAAAACAUUAGGACUAAACACUGACAGCUCUUGACAGCAGGGCUUAAAGGGCGAUCUGUACAUCACGCAUCCUUAUCUUGUGUUUUCAAAGGAUCAACGUGAGGCAGAAAUGAGUCACAGUGAGCAAAACCCAACAGGAAGUUUUAUUGUCUCCAACAAUGUUAUCAUUAUUUGAUUGCCGUGUGCAUGUGCAAGCUAUUUACAGUAUCAUGGAUGGAACUGUGUUUGUAAAUGCAUGCCAUUUUGUUCCUGUUAGUACUUCAUAUUUUCAGUUACAUAUCUACAAAGUGUUGCAUUACCAGACUAUGCAGGUGACACCUGUACCUAAAACCAAGUUACUCCUCUCAUCUAUGUGAGAUGUAAUUUGAGUACUGGAUAUACAGUAUGCAAAUGAUCGCGUGAUGAAUGAGUGAUUUGUUUGGUUAUACACAGUGUACAGUAAGUGCGUCUGUUUGUAUGGAUGUGAGCAUGUGUGCGUGGAUUUGUGGAUAGUCAACCUUACCAAGCAACAUUUUUACAGAGUUACUCAUUAUGUGUAUCUAUUAAUCAUUUCAACUUGCUAUGAACUAAAUAAAAAUAAAGCAGACGGAAAAUUUA